This is a messenger RNA of Tetrahymena thermophila SB210, 1992 nucleotides long. RefSeq names its product aldo/keto reductase family oxidoreductase. Gene Ontology annotation, molecular function: NADPH-hemoprotein reductase activity; flavin adenine dinucleotide binding; FMN binding. NCBI's taxonomy places the organism in Eukaryota, Ciliophora, Oligohymenophorea, Hymenostomatida, Tetrahymenidae. The transcript has 3 exons. Gene Ontology annotation, cellular component: cytosol. The record is from RefSeq and is a predicted model, not a curated record.
AUGCUUUCUUAUAUAAAUAAUAUAUUGGAAGACAGAAGAAUAAAUAAAAGAACUCUUGCAUUUGGAAUAUCAUUUGUAUUAGCUGCUUUUGCAAUAACAAAAAGCUCAUUAGUUUAAAGGUUGAAAGAUAGAAUCAUGGGAUCAAAGGCUUCCUGUUGUUAAAGUAGCAAAGUUACAGAAAUACCAAAAAUUGAUGAUUCCGUUAAAGUGGAAACAAGAGGUACUCUUAACGUUGUAUAUGGGACAACUGGAGGUAACAGUGCUAGAUUAGCUGCUAACUUAAUUGCUGAAGCUAAGAAGCAUAAAUAUCAACCAAAACUAAUCCAUUUAGGUGAUUUUGAUGCUACCAAUUUUGUCAACAUGGAUAGAGCUAUUUUUGUUAUUUCUACCUACGGAGUAGGUGGACCAACAAGCGAUGCUUAAGUCUUUUAUGAUUGGAUUUCUUAAUAAUCUGAUUCUAAAUUGUUUUCCCAUAUGAAGUACACAGUGUUUGGGCUUGGAAAUAGCACUUUUGAAAAUUUUGCUGGUUUUGGAGUAAAAAUUGACUCUAAAUUAGAGGAAUUAGGGGCUAAAAGAUUAUAUCCUUUGGGAAAAGGUGAUGCUGCCGAAGAUACAACAGAUUAAGAUUUUAACAAAUGGAAAGAAAACUUAUGGAAUGUUUUGAACGAAUAAUUUUCAAUUCAAGAAACUACAUUGAAGGAAUUACGUAAGGCAGAAGCAGGUUUCUAACUCAAGAUGGUGUAAGGAGUUAACGAGCUUGAUUUUGAUAAUUAUACUUUUGAAGAAUAAAAAAUUGAAAGCAAGUUAAGAGAAUAUUUUAAUGCAACAAAUGUCCCAGUUAAAGAAAUUCGCGAACUUAGACAAAAACCUGAUGAAUCAAGUUGCUUACAUAUUGACUUUGAUAUUUCUUCCACUGGAUUUAAGUAUGAUACAGCUGGAAAUUUAGGUGUAUAUCCUGAAAAUGACUAUAAAUCAAUUCAAGACUUUGCUACUCUUUAAGGAUAUUCUUUAGAUGAUGUAUUUGUCUUAGAACCUUCAUAAGAAAGAACCAAAUUACCUUUACCUUCUCCAAUGAAGGUUAGUACCUUUUUGUCCAAGUUCUGUGAUUUGUUUGGUCCUGUUAACAAAACAAUUUUAUAGGGUUUAGCUGAUUUAAGUGGUAAUCAAUAGUUUAUUGCGGAUUGUGAAAAAUGGGUUAGUGAUAGUCAAGGCUUUGAAGAAAACAUAAGAGAAAAAAAUCACUCUAUCUUUUCUUUAAGCAAAUAAUAUAAGAUAAGAAUUCCACUCUUAAGCUUGAUUAAAAUAAGCAAUCGUAUAUUCCCUCGUUUCUAUACUAUUUCUUCCUCAAAUAAUAGUAACCCUAAAGAUCUCCAUAUGUGUAUUUCUAUAUCAAAAGUAAAAGACCCAUCAGGUACUCGUAAUGGUUAAGCUUCUUCAUUUUUCACUGCUUUAAAGUCUAACUAUUCUGGUAAAAGAGUUAGAAUUUUCCACCAAGAAAGUACAUUUAAGCUACCACAAGAUAAAGAAAAACCUAUAAUAAUGGUUGGUCCUGGUGCAGGACUUGCUCCUUUUAGAGCCUUCUUGUAAGAGAAAUAGUUCUUUGAGGAAUCCAAAUAAAACACUUAAUUUGGUGAAACCGUUCUUUAUUUUGGUUGCAGAGGCAAGAAGGUAGAUUACAUAUAUAAAAGUGAUUUAGAGGACUUUGAAAAAUCUAAAGUGUGCAAUAAACUUAGAUUGGCAUUCUCUAGAGAUGGUCCAAAUAAAGUUUAUGUCUAAGAUUUAAUGUAAGAAGAUUUAGAAUUAAUUGCUGAUCUUUUCUUGAAUAAGCAAGGAACCAUUUAUGUUUGUGGUUCUAAAGCAGUUGGAGAGUCUGUUAAAGAAUUUAUAAUAAAUAUGUACUAAGAAAAAGAAGGUAUGGUUCCAUAUUUGGCAUACUCAAAAAUCGCUGAAUUAGAAUCUGAAAAACGUAUAAUAAUGGAAGUUUGGGGUUGA